GACAGUUCCGCCGUUUCACGGAAACAAAAAACUUUAUGCCGGCUGGCUUUGUUAGGUGUGACCAAAGAAAGUGACUCGUAAAAACGCCGGUCGUCCGUAUUUUCGUAUUUACGUCUCGUAAAAUUUUUUGUUUUGUUUUAUGGUAGUUUACGCGGAUUCGAACAAUUAGAUAAUUCUAAUUAAAAAGUUAUCGUGUUUCACGACUUUGUGAUCCUUCAAACUCAGCAAGACUGACAACUACAAACAUGGCUUGGGUGCCUCUUGAAUCUAAUCCAGAAGUUAUGACUAAGUUUGCUCAUCAACUUGGUGUACCAAAGAAAUGGGGCUUCGUCGAUGUGUACGGUACAGACCCUGUAAUGUUGGCUCUGGUUCCUAAGCCCGUGUUAGCCCUCAUUCUUUUAUAUCCUCUGUCCAGCAAGACUAGCGAAUACGACGCUGAGGAAGCAAAAAAAAUAGAAGAAUCUGGACAAAAAGUAUCCAGUACUGUAUACCAUUUAAAGCAAUGCGUGUCCAAUGCGUGCGGUACAGUUGCAUUGGUGCAUAGUAUUGCUAACAAUACAGAUGAGAUACAGUUAGAAGAUGGAUUUAUGAAAAAAUUCAUUGCUGAUUCGCUGGACUGUUCGUUUGAGGAUCGUGGUCAACUUCUCAUUAAGGAAGGACAAGGCAUUGGCGAAGCUCAUGAAAAAAUGGCUCAGGAAGGGCAGACAGCGGCACCGCCUGUUGAUCAACCGGUUUACCAUCAUUUUGUCGCAUUCGUUCACAAAGAUGGCUCCUUGUAUGAACUCGAUGGUUCAAGACCCACCCCGAUAAAUCAUGGUCCAUCAACGAAAGAAACAUUGUUGGAAGACGCAGCAGAAGUUUGCAAAGCUUACAUGUCCCGUGUCCCUAAAGAAGUGCGCUUCACAAUGGUCGCCCUGGUUCCAAACGAAUGAUAAUUCAAGCCAGAACGACAAAAACAAUCAAAGAAGAUAAAUGAUGUGCUAGCAAAUGCAGCUUUUGUACAUUGUACAACGACUGAAAUUCAAGUGUAAAAUUCUUUUGUAUGUUUUUUAUAUAUAAACCGCUGCUUUAUUGCUGCGUGGGAUCACUCAUGCCACAAACAAGACCAGAUAAAAAAUAGAAACUUGAUUAUCGUGAUGGAUAUCUGAGGAAUGCCAGCAGUGACGUUUGUAGUUUUCCCACCGUGUGCUACUACUAUAAUGUAAAAUUUUGUAUUUUAUAAAUUAUAUAAACGCCUCGAGAUCCAUAAUUUUCUAAAUAAAUUAUAAAAACUGAUGAAUAAUCGCUCGCAAAACUCACUUUGAAAAGUAAAGUAUCGUCAAAGUAUUCAACAGACUGUGGGAAAAAACGAGAAGAAAACGCUUCUGAACGCAUUAUUUAUAUUCUUUGUCUUUUAUUUUCGUAAAUUCAUAAAAUUGGAAACAAAGUAAUUUAUAAUACUUUCGGAGGUAUUUAAAACCAUACGCAUAUAUAAAAACGAAAAGUUGAAACGAGAGAUCGACGCUUGUCGAACGUGCCAUGAAAAAUUCCGAUAAUUAUAAUCGAACAGAAUUGAAAUAAAAAAUUUGCUAAAAAAGUAAAAUUCUAUUGCGCAUUAUAAUUUUAUAUAUAAAUAUAAGUAUUCCAUGAUACAAUACACGUAUUUUUAUGUUCACUUGUUAUACAACUUAAUCCUAAACACAUCAGCGAUAUCUUACAAAUACAAAUAACUAUUUUAUAUCGGUGUUUUUACGAAUAUAAAGAGGGAUCCCGAUGUAGAAAUCUGGACGAACGAAGAAUUAACGAAAUACCGAAAUAUCGUGAUCCCUCUUUCGAAAUUCGGCCUACCUACUUGUCAGAGAAUUUGCCUUUUUUUUCUUCUACCUAAAAUAUACGAAUGUCUUGUCGCUACCUAUUUUGCUGAACACGAAACGCGGACACUGUUCAUUUUUAUAUUAUUUUUAAAAUCCUUAUUUCUAAAAAACCGCUGUGUCUUUUGUGAAACAACAAUAAACUUUACACGUGCUUGAAUUUCA
This is a messenger RNA of Venturia canescens, 2015 nucleotides long. RefSeq names its product ubiquitin carboxyl-terminal hydrolase isozyme L3-like. Gene Ontology annotation, cellular component: cytoplasm. NCBI's taxonomy places the organism in Eukaryota, Metazoa, Arthropoda, Insecta, Hymenoptera, Ichneumonidae. The transcript has 7 exons. Gene Ontology annotation, biological process: ubiquitin-dependent protein catabolic process; protein deubiquitination. Bases 246 to 932 code for a protein of 228 amino acids. Gene Ontology annotation, molecular function: cysteine-type deubiquitinase activity. The record is from RefSeq and is a predicted model, not a curated record.